Onychostoma macrolepis is the source of this 2490-nucleotide messenger RNA. RefSeq names its product lysophosphatidic acid receptor 6-like. Gene Ontology annotation, cellular component: membrane. Gene Ontology annotation, biological process: G protein-coupled receptor signaling pathway; behavioral response to pain. Lineage: Eukaryota; Metazoa; Chordata; Actinopteri; Cypriniformes; Cyprinidae. Gene Ontology annotation, molecular function: G protein-coupled receptor activity. The record is from RefSeq and is a predicted model, not a curated record. The transcript has a single exon. The coding region runs from base 431 to 1390 and encodes 319 amino acids.
UAACAGGCAGUUUAACAUUAAUGAAAUUCUAAGGUCCCUUACUGGCAGCAACGUCUGCUUUCUAAAUGAAGUCCUCCUCUGUCAUAAUUCAAUCACUUCACAUUUCAGUUUCAUAAACCCAGGUCAUAUAGACACAGUAGACCUGGCUGAUUAUGACUAGGUGAGAGCAGGUGGUUCGCUUUAUAUGAAGAGGAAGUUGUAACUUUGUAAAUUUCCUUCUAUGCUUUGAGGUGGCUUCUGGAUUGUAACCAAAUGAAAAAAAGUCUAGCAUCAUGGUGCCUCUUAUUAUAUUAUAGUUCAGAAUGUUAGUAUCGGUAUAACCAUACAGCUAUUUUCCCUCUUGCCAAAGUCAGGUUCCUCAAUUGGUUCUGGACUGCAAGAAGCAGGUUUUGACUGAUGCAAACCAAGGCCGGCCAAGCUGAAAGGGAUCAUGGAUCUCCAUAAUAAAACGUACAUAUCCAUUCAAGCCAACUGCACGGUGGACACCAGCUACCGCUUCACCUACUACAAGAUCUCCUACAGCAUGAUCUUCAUAUUCGCCGUAGUCAGCAAUGCCACAGCGCUGCGGCGUUUUUGCCACAUGCCUUGGACGUUCACCAGCACGGCCAUCUACAUGACCAACCUGGCUGCUGCGGAUAUCUUCUUCGUGAUCUCCCUCCCCCUGCGCAUCUAUUAUUACCACAACAAAGCCGCCACUACCUCCAACCUCACCAACGACUGGUCUCCAGGAGGUACUUUCUGUCAGCUGACCUUCACGUUGAAGUAUAUCAGCCUAUAUGGUGGAAUCUUCUUCCUGGUUUGCAUUGGAGUAGACCGCUACUUUGCCGUGGUUCACCCUCUACAUAAGCAUCUGAGGAAGGUUCGUACCGCCCGCAUGCUCAGCGUUGGGAUCUGGUGCUUGGUUCUGGCACUCAGCCUAACUCUGCCCUUUCUGUAUUCGGCGGCAUCCGGAUGGCACAAGUCAUGCCUCUUGGAUCCGUCUUCUAAACGCCACCGUACUAUAAUCCUAGCUGCCCUCGGCUUGGUGCAAAUCGCCUACCUGUUGCCCGCAUUGCUCCUGCUGUUCAGCUACUGCAGCAUACUCCGUGUGCUUCGCAGGCUGCCGCACCGCAGGAAGAUCCGGCACCGACGCACACUCACCAUCAUCUACUGGGUCCUGGUGGUCUUUUUUCUCUGCUUUACCCCAUAUCACCUCAAUCUGCUAGGUUACACUCUUACACAGGUGGGCCUUGUGCACAGCUGCGGCCUGGCUCAAGUCACAAAAGUUCUUCACCCUGUAGUGCUCUCACUGGCCAGCACUAAUUGCUGCCUAAACCCCCUUAUUUACUACUUUUCCAGUAGUUUGGUUCACAAAGAGCCGACCGGCAGCAGAGGAAGUGCUAGUCAAUGAGGUGUUUGCUCAGGAACAGAUUUUAACUAGAAAUGGAUGUAAUGGAGCAUGAAAAAUUUAAACGUAAUUUAAAGGAGACCUGUUAUGCCCCUUUUUUACAAGAUGCAAUAAAUCUCAGGUGUCCCCAGAAUAUGUCUGUGAAGUUUCAGCUCAAAAUCCCCCACAGAUCAUUUAUUAUAUCAUGUUGAAAAUGCUUAUUUGAAGUGAAAGCAGAAACGUGCUGUUUUCAGUGCAUGUCUCUUUAAAUGCAAAUGAUCUGCUGUUCCCUACCCUCUUUUUCCAGAAUAGGACUGUGCCUUUAUACCUCAGAUAUUCUACUAAAAAAAAAAAAAACAUCUGUUUGGUUUUGAUUAGCAUGUCUAUCGUGCUGAAAUCAUGUGUUUUAAAUCAUCAGUUUAAACUUUUAAUAUACAAUUUUCUGAGCGCACACAUCUGAAGCACGCGCACAGAAAGCGGCUGUCACACAGCAUGUGAGUACUAAACUAAGUUCUUUCAUGUCUUAUCGCGCUCAAACUGUCAAAAGCACACAAGUUUGUUAAAAACACACAAGUUACAAAAACACAGUCGGUUAUGUCUGUGAAGGUAAACAGCUGUGAAAGAAAUCGUAUGUUUAUAUUAGAUCUGUGUGACAGCAGCAUAAUAUACAGUAAACAAAUCAAUAAAUCUACUGCUCUCUUGUCUCCUCUGAGGCUGGGACUCUAAAUAGUGUUCUGUGCUUGUCAGUCCAGCCAAAGACAGAACAGUUAGCAUGCUUUGCUCGAACUUUCGGCAUGGCGUUAUAACUGGUGCACUGUUGCCGCUUGCGAAAACACAGUGGCAGUGCCAUGGGUUGAAACUUGCAGAUUAAGGGGUGGUAAUAUUAUAAUAAGAUCCCCUUUCUAGAUCACGGGAGGAGCAAAAUCUGAGCAUCUAAUUUUUUUUCACAAGCUUGCAGAGAAAGGAUUACCAAAAAAAAAACAAAAGAAAAACGGUUGUUUUUAUGUGUCACAUUUAAAGGAUCACUCUGCCAUGUUGCAGAGUAGCUAAACUAAACUGAAGGCUUGCUAAACAGAUGCUUUAGAGACUGAAUGAAGGAAACAAUCCACGUAAAUGGCAGUGGA